AAGAAAAGACGGUCCAUUUCUAUCAACUCAUAUUCCUUUAUGAACAUAGCAACACCGAUCCAAACAUACACCUGAAAAUAGUACAAAGUGAAUCGUAGCCUGUGGAGCUUGAAGCCAUGUCUGCCACAUUAAUAGGCCUGAAACUCUCAUUGAACACAUACCCAACCCAUAGGAAGAUCCCAGAUCUUCCAAACCCAAGACAACCCAGUCUUUCUAAUCUUCUCCCUUACUCUCUCCGUCGACUGCCUUCCACUCAAUUUCUCUCGCGGAUGAGCCCUUCCGUAGCCAAAAGAGGCUCAACUCCUCCAAUUAUGGCCGAGUUCUCGGAGGCCUUAAACAAGAGCUCUGAGAAUUGUAUAAAGAGGGGGAGAAGAAUUGCCCACCAUGCCGUAGUUGUACUUAGCUUGAUGGUGGCUUUAGGGUCGACGAAGACCGGCAUAUGUAAGCCUGUGUUCGCGAGAGAGGUGAAGCGAAGCAGGUGGGAUGUACUUAGAAAGAAUUUAUUUUCAAAACUAGGGAUAGAUGUCAGCCCUGCACUGAGGGGUCUCUCCAUGAAUACCCUGUACAGUGGGGCUCUGGCACUUGAUAAUCUUCUAGGGAUGAAGAAGGUUAUGAUCGAUCCCCGCUCUUUAAGAAAUUUGGAAGAACAAUUUAGGAAGCUUCUUGAUGAGACGCUCAAGGGAAAUCCACAGCUGGGAAAUCCACAGCUCCUGGAGUUGCAGCGUGUUGCAUCAAGGUUGGAAAUUGUAAGAGAUGAAGAUAAAGCUGUUCAUAUGUUGAGAGAGGCAUAUGAGAAGGCCAUGAGCCUCCAAGGAAUUAACAAGAGUUAUGCAGAAUUGGCCCGUGAGCUUGACAUGAUGCUUGUGGAAAUGCUCAUAUACCAGGGAAAAUACAAAGAGGCUUGGUUACGAAGCUGCCUAAAUGAUGAAUUAAGCACGAGCUUUCCUAAUGAAGAAGAGGUUAGUGAUGGUCGGGGCCCAUUUUACAAGGCUAUUCUAUGUAUCAUGCUUAAACGACGGAGAGAAGAGGCACAAAGGUUUUGGAAUCAGUUUAAGAUGGGUGGCAAACGACCUAGAUGGCCUGGAAAGCCAUUAGAGAUUGAUUCAAAAGGUUCAAAAUGGAAGCUGGUAGAGCAGAUGACAUUCGAGGAUUUUGAAAACGCAGUGAACUUACUGAAGGAAGAUAUAGACAUGGAUAGGGCAAAGUAAAGCCUUGAUUCAGCUUUCCUUCUAGAUUUUAUAUAUAUUGGUUUAUAGGUUUUUAGCAUGUGUUUAAUAUUUAAAAAUUUAGACACUUUUUGUUAAUCGUCUUAUUCAAAUAUGUCAUCUAAUAUUCAAAACACUCACAUUUUGUAUAAGGUGUCAACUAUAUACUAUUGAAAUAACGUGUACCUCAAAA
Molecule: messenger RNA, 1398 nt
Organism: Amborella trichopoda
Lineage: Eukaryota; Viridiplantae; Streptophyta; Magnoliopsida; Amborellales; Amborellaceae
Source: RefSeq, a predicted model, not a curated record